AUGCCACUGCGGCCCGAUGACAAGCUCAUGCUCAAGCACAAGCUCGAGCCCGAGCCCGCGGGCUCAGUCCCAAACCCCACUAUCCUGCCCAUAUGCCAGGACAUAGCAGGUCGCGUGAAUGCCUUUCUAGACAGCGAGCCCGAGACGCCGUUGCUGAGGCAGGUACAGGCGCAGACGCGGGUGGCAUUGGGUGUGAUUUCUACAGCGCUGGAGCGGUAUAGCCUCGAAGAAAUCUCCCUCUCCUACAACGGCGGCAAAGACUGUCUCGUCCUGCUGAUCCUCCUGCUCGCCUCCCUCGCGCACCACCCCUCCUCGGCCCUCCCCACCAAACUGCAAUCCGUAUACAUCAUCUCGCCCUCCCCCUUCCAAGAAGUCGACGAGUUUGUCGACGCGUCCAUCGAUACGUAUAGUCUGGAUCUGGCGCGGUAUACGCAGCCGAUGAAGGAGGCGUUUCGGGUAUAUCUACAGGAGCAUGAGAAGGUGAAGGCGAUUUUAGUAGGCACUAGGAGGACGGAUCCGCAUGGGGAGCUGUUGACGCAUUUCGAUCAGACGGAUCAUGGGUGGCCGGCUUUUAUGAGGGUGCAUCCCGUUAUUGAUUGGCACUAUGCUGAGAUUUGGGCUUUCAUACGCCACCUGGAAAUCCCAUACUGCGUCCUCUAUGACCGCGGCUACACUUCCCUCGGCGGCACUACAGAUACCCAUCCAAAUCCUGCGUUAAAGGCUGGAAAUGUACAGAGUGAGACGAAAGAGCAGAGCUUUAGACCGGCGUAUGAGCUUGUGGAGGAUAAGGCAGAGAGGCUGGGACGGGACUGGUGA
Messenger RNA from Lachnellula hyalina, 816 nucleotides. Its product is annotated as putative FAD synthase. NCBI's taxonomy places the organism in Eukaryota, Fungi, Ascomycota, Leotiomycetes, Helotiales, Lachnaceae. Gene Ontology annotation, molecular function: FMN adenylyltransferase activity. The transcript is spliced from 3 exons. The record is from RefSeq and is a predicted model, not a curated record. Bases 1 to 816 code for a protein of 271 amino acids. Gene Ontology annotation, biological process: FAD biosynthetic process.